This is a messenger RNA of Cuscuta campestris, 909 nucleotides long. The record is from the annotation of a GenBank genome assembly. NCBI's taxonomy places the organism in Eukaryota, Viridiplantae, Streptophyta, Magnoliopsida, Solanales, Convolvulaceae.
CCUGCCAAAAAUCUUCCCACUGCAAUAAUUCUUUCCCCUUGGCGCCUAGCAUCCUUCUUCCCUUACCUCUCAGUCCGCUCCUCCCUAAACCGCCUCAAUCUUCGCGUCCCGAGCACAGUCGCCCUCCGCCACAGCGGGCGUCGCUCUCAGUCGCGCAGCCACAGCCAGCCUCCAACUCCGCGUCGCAUCCAGAGCACGUCCGCAGCACCCCGAGUCCAACUCCACCUUGCCGGAAGAUUUUGAUUUUUGAAAUUGUGACUCGUGGCUUGGCAGUUUGGCAUUAAGUGAGGAAGUACUUUGCAGUUACUGGGUAUUCAUUUCUUGGCUAGUAUUUGCAGUACGAGGCGAAUUGAAUUUUUUUCAUCAAUCAGAGCUGAAGAAGUCUUCAACUUGUCUUGUGGUCAAUGGCUUCUAGUAACCAUUCUGAUGAUAAGUCCGAAAGCAGACUUUAUGUUGGCAACCUGGAUUUCAGAAUUUCAGAGGCUGCUUUGAUUAAGAUGUUUUCACCAUUUGGAAAGAUUAUUUCUGAAGACUUUCUGUGGCAUACUCGCGGGCCCAAACGUGGGGAGCCACGUGGUUAUGCAUUUGUUCAGUUUAGUACCAAAGCGGAAGCAGUACUAGCCAAGGAAAAGAUGCAUGCAAAGCUGGUUGGCGGGCGCCCGCUGAUGGUCCGUCUAGCUAGUGAAAGAUUCACGACGGAAGAGGUGGGAGAAAAUCCUUCGAAAGCAGUUGGCGAGACACCCAAAUCCCAUUUCUCUGGAGGCUCAUCAACACGGAUGAGCCGCGGUGCUAAAAUAGCUGCAAUAAAGAACAAACUGAAGUCUAUGGAAGAAGGAGAGGGCCACAAUCCAAAACGACGAAAACCCGCUGAGAGUCGCAAUAGUUAACUGGAAAGCAGCAUGUGGUUAC